Molecule: messenger RNA, 1774 nt
Organism: Chelmon rostratus (copperband butterflyfish)
Lineage: Eukaryota; Metazoa; Chordata; Actinopteri; Chaetodontiformes; Chaetodontidae
Gene: cwc25
Product: CWC25 spliceosome associated protein homolog
Exons: 9
Coding region: 117-1325 (402 amino acids)
Biological process (GO): mRNA splicing, via spliceosome
Cellular component (GO): U2-type spliceosomal complex
Source: RefSeq, a predicted model, not a curated record
CUCCAUUUUGUAGCUACCUAGCUUUUUAGCAACUUUCGAUGUCCCACCUUUUAUAGCUUACAGGGCAUAUUUGUCUAUUUCCAUUCGUGUUGGACUAAAACAACGAUUUUUUCAAGAUGGGGGGCGGUGAUUUGAACUUGAAAAAGAGCUGGCACCCCCAGACUAUGAAAAACAUUGAGCGCGUUUGGAAAGCUGAACAGAAACAUGAGGCUGAACGCAAGAAGAUUGAGGAGCUCCAGAAAGAGCUGAAAGAGGAACGAACCCGUGAAGAAAUGACCAGAUAUGCAGAGGAAACUGGUGCCAUCAAAAAGAAGGAUGAUCGCCUGGACUGGAUGUACCAGGGCCCUGCUGGCCAGGUGUCCAGAGAUGAGUAUCUUAUGGGACGUCCCAUUGACAAGCAGAUCACUGACCAAUACGAGGAGCCCGAGAGUGGUCCAUCGGCGGAGACGGGCCUCCUGCCUGGGUCCAUCUUUAACCCCACCACUCCCGCCUCCAACCUCGACCUGGCUGCCAAGAUCAGGGAAGACCCCCUAUUUGAAAUCAGGAAACGUGAGGAAGAAAAGAAGAGAGAAGUCUUGACUAAUCCUGUGAAGAUGAAGAAAAUUAAAGAAAUGCUGCGCCAGAAUCUCGACAAGAAAGACAAGAAGAAGAAGAGGAAGAAGGAUAAAAAGGAGAAGAAAGGAGACAAAGAGAGGAGAAAGGAGAAGAAGCACAAGAGACGGAGUUUAAGUUCAAGCUCAAACGAGGAAGAUGAGAAAAAUCACAGGUCACAUUCACGAAAUGACUCUUCUGCAGAUACCAAGUUUCGUUCCCAUCAUCUUCCGGGCUACGGCCUACAGCUCCCCGCCGGCAGACAUCACCAGUCCUCAGCUCCCUCCAACCACUCAGGGCGCCGUGAGAGGAGCCGCUCUCGAUCGCCUCACAGGAACAACAGGGAAAGCCAUUCCUACUCUUCUCUUUCACACAGAGGUGACAGGAAGGUUGAACCUAGAGCUGGCAGCCCACAGAGAGAGCGCUACCACAGACAGAGGCACCCUGUGUCCAAGAAGCUCUCUACAGAAGAGCUGGAGCGCAAGAGGCAGGAGAUGAUGGACCAGGCCAAGCAGAGGGAGGAGGACAGGGAGAAUAACGUGAAGAGAUACAAGAGGCAAGAUGAGCAGGAAAAGCAGCGAGAACAAAAUGUUAAGCAUGACCACCACGCUGGCUUCAUUCAUAACAUGAAGCUGGAGAGUGCUGCCAGCUCAUCCUUAGAGGACAGAGUGAAGAGAAAUAUCCACUCGAUUCAGAGGACGCCAGCCUCCCUGGACAACUUCAUGAAGAGAUGAAGACAUGAGACAUUUAUCUUACAGAUAGACUGAACUGAUUGAAAAGGCUUGGCAAGAGUAUGCCAGCCACUCCUUUAUGUGUCUCAUUAAUGUAUUGAGGCAGAUAUGGAUGUACGUAUUAAUGCAUUGAGGUUGGAUGGUGUGUUGGAAGUCUGUUGUCAAAUGAGGAACCACAUGGCUCAUGCCUACCCAUGACUUUUAUUUUGAAAAGCAGUUUCCACAGUGGUUUCAUUUUCAGACAAAUGCUAAAGGGCUGUCGUGGCUGGUCCGUUCUAGUUACUUUCCUGAACGCCAAUACACCUUUAAAGUAAUCUGAACUUUGUACAGUAUAUAGUUUUUGUUUUUACACUAUAAUGGGACCGCUUUUAUUCCCAAAGUUUUUGUAAUAUAUGUUUGUUAUUUAGUGCACACCUGUGAGUAGCAACUGGAAUAAAAACACAUUUCCAGAA